Messenger RNA from Didymodactylos carnosus, 669 nucleotides. The record is from the annotation of a GenBank genome assembly. NCBI's taxonomy places the organism in Eukaryota, Metazoa, Rotifera, Eurotatoria, Philodinida, Philodinidae.
AUGGAAAGUGUAAUCGAUUCAAAAAUAAUUGAUCCUACAACAAAUCUUGAUUACGUUUACUUGGGAUUAAAUCAAGAUGGGUAUCGUUUAUAUAAAUUGACUUUACAAUCGAAUUAUUCGGCCGUUCAAUACUCACGCGCAAAUCGUCUUAUUGAAGAUUAUUUACAGCGUUCAUUCAACACACCAUCACGACCUUACACUAACAUUAUUCUAUUCUGUUCAAAUAUGUUCGUUUUCCUACCACCUCAGUCAUCCAGCCUUCAAAAUAUAAGUGCUCUCAUCAUGGCAAAUACAGCAUCGCGUACAAAUUAUAUAUGUUAUGUGAGUACAUUGAGCGAACAUAGACGUCAUGGACUUGGAACACAAUUGUUGAAUGAAAUGAUUAAAGAAUCAAGACGAACCGUUGACGAAGUAAGUCUCCAUGUGAAUACGGUGAAUACUGAUGCUAUUCCACUGUAUUUGAAAUGUGGAUUUCGAUGUGAUCAAUAUUUGCAAAACUAUUAUUUUGGUGAUAACACGUAUCCAACAAAAGAUGCCUAUUACAUGACGCUUAAAACACUCAAUAUAAAAAAUGUCACAGAAGUAUGUAAACAAGAAAAUGCCGUGCAGAUACCAACACAGGAAGAAGCAAAUCAUAAGCAACGAUGUCCAAUGAAUAAUGCAGGGUGA